AUGUAUACCGAUCCCUUCCGGAUCUGUCCCGACCUCGAACGUGCUGUCUCAUACCCUUACAACCCUCUGCACAAUGAAGUUGAACAAGAGGGAACUCCGGUGCCUGGCCGGAGACCGAUAAAAGUGAUAUCAUCUAUAUUGUUGAGUGGAAUCUUUGUUUUAGCUUUGGUAAUGGUGUUUCUCUGUGUUCAAAGAUCACAAGAGCCAUUAACAGAUGUAAUGGAAAGGAAUCAUCAUCACUCACUUCCAUCUUCUACACCUGUGGGGGUAUCACGUGGGGUAUUGGAAGGGGUGUCGGAGAAGACUUUCCGUCUCUAUUCUAACAAAGGAGGAGUCACGUAUCCAUGGACCCAACCCAUGUUGUCUUGGCAGAGAACGGCUUACCAUUUUCAACCCGAAAAGAACUGGAUGAAUGAUCCUAAUGCGCCAAUGUAUUACAAUGGAUGGUACCACCUAUUCUACCAAUACAACCCUGAGAGUGCAGUGUGGGGCAACAUAACGUGGGGCCAUGCCAUCUCAAAGGACCUCAUCAACUGGGAGAAUCUUCCUUUUGCCAUGGUCCCUGAUGAAUGGUACGAUAUCAACGGUGUCUGGACCGGUUCGGCCACGCUGCUCCCCGAUGGUUCUAUCGUCGUCCUUUAUACCGGCUUCACCAAAGACAAGGUUCAGGUCCAGAACCUGGCCUACCCGGCCGACCCCUCAGAUCCUCGUCUCAUCCACUGGGUUAAGUAUCCCGGCAAUCCGAUCCUGGUUCCACCGCCCCAUAUUCGCGACUUGGACUUCCGAGAUCCCACCACCGCCUGGUUCGGUCCCGACGGCCAUUGGCGCGUUGCUAUCGGCUCCAAGAUCAACGAUACCGGCAUUUCUCUAGUGUAUCAUACCACCAACUUCACCACCUACGAGCUUUUGGAUGGACUGCUCCAUGCCGUUCCCGAAACCGGAAUGUGGGAAUGCGUGGACUUCUAUCCUGUCUCAACCACGGAAAAGAAAGGCCUGAACACGUCGGACAAUUGGCCUGGAGUGAAGCAUGUGCUCAAGGCCAGCCUCGACAACACUAAGAUAGAUUACUACGCGCUCGGAACUUACUACGUAGAGAAUGAUACAUGGAUCCCAGACAAUGAAAUGGCGGAUGUGGGAUUUGGGUUGCGCUAUGAUUAUGGUAAGUAUUAUGCUUCCAAGACAUUCUACGAUCAAAACAAGCAGAGAAGAGUGUUGUGGGGUUGGAUUGGUGAGAGCGACAGCGAGGACGACGACAUAAAGAAGGGCUGGGCAUCAGUUCAGAGCAUUCCAAGGGUGGUGCUGUUUGACCAGAAGACUAGGAGCAAUCUACUUCAAUGGCCAGUGGAGGAGGUGGAGAACUUGAGAUCGAAUCUUAAGGAAUUUAACAAAGUGGUAGUCGGACCUGGAACAGUCGUGCCACUCGACGUCGGCACAGCGACACAGUUGGACAUAAGUGCCGAGUUUGAGAUAGACGGUAAGGCAUUAAAAGGGGCCACCAGAGAUGACAUUGUUGGUUACAACUGCGUCGUGGGUGGUGGAGCUGCCGGAAGAGGCACCUUGGGACCCUUCGGCAUCUUGGUUCUGGCAGAGGACAGCCUAGCCGAGCAAACACCUGUAUACUUCUACAUUUCCAAGGACAGUGGUGGUGAAUAUAGGACCUUCUUCUGUGCCGACCAAUCAAGGUCUUCUCUGGCCCCUCAUGUUGGUAAAUUUGUCUCCGGCAGCUUGGUUCCUGUACUUGAAGGCGAAAAGUUAACCAUGAGGAUACUAGUUGAUCAUUCGAUAGUGGAAAGCUUUGGCCAAGGUGGGAGGACUGUCAUCACAUCAAGGAUAUACCCAACAAAAGCAAUAUACGAGUCAGCUCGGGUUUUCUUGUUCAACAAUGCUACAGAGGCCAACGUCACUGCGUCACUCAAGAUUUGGCAGAUGAACUCUGCUGCUUUCAUAAAUUCCCCCCCACCCCUUGUAUCCAUUUUCAUUAUUUCAUUCUUUUAUAUUUUGCAGUUGGGCCAAUUUCCGUUUUUGUUCUAG
Messenger RNA from Nelumbo nucifera (sacred lotus), 2031 nucleotides. RefSeq names its product beta-fructofuranosidase, soluble isoenzyme I-like. The record is from RefSeq and is a predicted model, not a curated record. NCBI's taxonomy places the organism in Eukaryota, Viridiplantae, Streptophyta, Magnoliopsida, Proteales, Nelumbonaceae. Gene Ontology annotation, molecular function: beta-fructofuranosidase activity. Gene Ontology annotation, biological process: carbohydrate metabolic process.